CUUCAUUCCCCGAGACCACGGGAGCUUCCCCAAAUCAAGGUCUUUCUGUGACGCGUUUCUAUUCGCGCCACCAUCUUGUCCUUACCUAGUAACUCCAACUCUAACAUCUCAUUUCGCGCGAUACUGAACUUACUCAUUACUCUUCUGGUAUCCCUCACUGCCCGCUUCCUUCUUCCUCUGGAAGGAAUUCUUGAGAUACAGGUUCUUGUGAGUCAGAGAAGUGCAUCCCGUCCAUUGGUUGCAGAGCAUCUGUGAGUGUCCCUCGUGCUAAGCAGGGUUUUCAAGAUGGCUGCAGCCUCUCAGGCACUAAAGAGGGGAUCUAUUCGGAAAACUAGACCUCUGGUUGUGAAGACAUCACUGAACAACCCUUAUGUUAUUUCCUGGAGCACCUUGGAGAGAGAAGACAUACACUUUAUAUUACAGACUCUCGAAGACAAGUUUAAAUCGGUUGGACUUCAGAAAAUUGAAGAUAAGAAAAGGAAAAAAACAGCUCUUUUAAAAAAGCAAAGAUGCGGGCCAGAUGUUGAGAUUAGUGAAGAUGCCGAAGAGCCCGAUGGGGAUCUGCAGGUGUCAGGGUGGACACCUGCACACAUUAGAAAACAGCUGCUCAUUGGUGUUAAUGAAGUCACCAGAGCUCUGGAGAGGAAUGAACUGCUCCUGGUUCUAGUGUGUAAGUCAGUCAAGCCUGCUAUCAUCACCUCACACUUGAUUCAGCUGAGUCUAAGCAGAACUGUUCCUGCCUGUCAGGUACCUCAGCUCAGUGAGAGAAUUGCUCCCGUCAUUGGCUUAAAAUGUGUGCUAGCCUUAGGUUUCAGAAAGAACACCAUGGACUUUGCUGAUGAAGUAAGAGCCAUCAUUCCCAGGGUGCCCAGCUUAAAUGUGCCAUGGCUUCCAGACAGAACCCAAGAUCCCACAGACAGUUUAGAGACUGAACCUUUGGAAAAACAGGACAGAGAGGUUUUGGACACUUCAUUUGAUGACCUUACAAAACUUAGUAAGAGGAAGCUUGCUGAAGGUGGACAAGCUUCAGCUACAACACUACAACCUCUUAAAAUAAAGAAACUCAUUCCCAACCCUAGUAAGAUAAGGAAACCACCCAAAAGUAAAAAAUCCAUUUCAAAGUAGUUUUGUAUGACUUGUCACUUCAUGUAAGGCUAUGGUCUAAAUAAGCACUGGAACAAAUAAAAUCAAGUGUAUUUACAUAUAUUCUUAGGAUCCUA
Molecule: messenger RNA, 1220 nt
Organism: Mastomys coucha (southern multimammate mouse)
Lineage: Eukaryota; Metazoa; Chordata; Mammalia; Rodentia; Muridae
Gene: Rpp38
Product: ribonuclease P/MRP subunit p38
Exons: 3
Coding region: 286-1125 (279 amino acids)
Biological process (GO): tRNA 5'-leader removal
Cellular component (GO): nucleolar ribonuclease P complex; ribonuclease MRP complex; fibrillar center
Molecular function (GO): ribonuclease P activity; ribonuclease P RNA binding
Source: RefSeq, a predicted model, not a curated record